This is a messenger RNA of Fusarium verticillioides 7600, 794 nucleotides long. RefSeq lists its product as hypothetical. NCBI's taxonomy places the organism in Eukaryota, Fungi, Ascomycota, Sordariomycetes, Hypocreales, Nectriaceae. Bases 198 to 401 code for a protein of 67 amino acids. The transcript has 3 exons. Gene Ontology annotation, cellular component: endoplasmic reticulum. The record is from RefSeq and is a predicted model, not a curated record.
GGAACACAUGUCCCCAAAAUUGUUAGUAGCCCAUUUAAACUUCCCUUCCCUCACGAGCCCUUGAAAUCUGUCCCUUAAUACGAUCAUAGUACUUUAACGCGACGAAGACCGCUUACAAGACUUGGAACCGUCAACAACUCAAUUCUUCUGUAUAUUUCUUUCCAAACUUUUUGUUCCAGCUCUCAAGGCUCGACACCAUGGCGCAAACUCCCCAGCAGCGACGACGCAACGAGGCCUUUGCCAAGGGUAACGAAGCCAAGAUGGGCAAGGCAGAGGGUCAGAUCAAGAAGCGUGUCGAGAAGGUUCAGAAGUCUCCCAUCUCCCUGUUCUGGAUCUCUAUCCUUGGGUUCGUCAUCUUUGGUGGCCUCGUCUUCGAGGGUAUCUCCCGAUUCUUCGGUUAAGCUUUCAUCAGUUGAAGCUCUCUCCUAUAACAACAUAAACGCAAACAACAAACAACAACAAUACCCCAACCAGACCUCGCUCUCAGCGAUGGUACUGCAAUUUUUCUUGAUAUCUGGGAGAGUAAGGGUCUGUGAACCAUUUAAAAGCUAUGGACAAGCACAGGGCACCAGUCCACCGUCCAAAGGAGCUGAAGGAGGGGAGGGCACAUAUAAUUGUAUCUCGCCAUGGGAGAACCUGCAUUGAAUUCGCAGGAACUUGGCUUAAGGAGAAUAGGCGCAAUCUGGAAUCAACAUAAAUCGACUUCUUCUCGAUUAACAAAAUAAAGGGGUUUAUUUCUUUGCUUUUUAUCUACCUGACGCCAUGCCAUGAACCGUGAAUUAAAACAACAUCCC